Molecule: messenger RNA, 8241 nt
Organism: Actinia tenebrosa (Australian red waratah sea anemone)
Lineage: Eukaryota; Metazoa; Cnidaria; Anthozoa; Actiniaria; Actiniidae
Product: lipoxygenase homology domain-containing protein 1
Molecular function (GO): protein binding
Source: RefSeq, a predicted model, not a curated record
UUGAACAAUAGAGUUUUACGAGAUAAUAACUGUUUUCCUUGAGAAAAACAUAAAAUAGUGAYUCAUUUUAAUCGUUUUUAAUCUUUGACGUCCUUCUUAGUAGUUUUAUGAACACAGAAGAAAAAAAUGGCGCUUUUAUCGCGUGAUCAUCGUUCAUUUCGUGAGUUGUAUUUACCAAAAUGAAGUCAUAAAGAGACUUUCAAUCUUCUUUCCAUCCAGAUGGUUUUUAUGAUGCAGUAGCUACCGAUUCAACAAACAUGCAAAGCUCUGAAGGUGUUAGGAAUCUUCUUCAAGAUACACACUUGUUGGAUCGUUCAAGGCCGUCCAGUUCGUUUGGUUUGAGAAGCAAACCUACCAGACCUAUUCGUCCAAUCUCAGCUCCUCCAACUCAGCCCCUCUGGAGAAAUCCUAAUUCACCAGACACGAAAAAACGAAGGAAGUUCCAUGUCAGUCUGUACCAUUCACCACUUGAGAGUGCCGUAAGCAGACGAGCACCAUAUGCAUCAAGAACAAAGAUUACAAGUGGAUCAACAACAUUACCGGGAAGAGAGUUUUCACCUGCAGUUUAUAAUUCACUGAGUGAUCCUUAUCUGAAUGGAUACUUUACAAGGAAGUUUGGCAGUGGAGAUACUAUUGAACUAAAUAGAUCUUCGAAUAGACGAAAGACAAAACACAAUGCAAGUGGUCAACUUAAAAAACAAGGAGCCAAUGUCUUGUAUAAAGUUAUUGUGAAGACUGGAGAUAAGAAACACUGUGGUACAGAUGCAAAGGUAUUUUGUGAAUUCUGUGGUGUGUAUGGCAAGUUUAGAAGACAAUUGACCCACCAAGUAGAGGCUGGUGUACCAGCAGCGUUUGUAGCUACUCUUCCUCCAUUUGCCUUCACUGCAGGCCACAAGGAUGUUUUUAACAUCAAGGGGCCAGAUGUUGGUGAAUUUAGGCAAAUAGUAAUUGAGCAUGAUGGAAAAGAACGGAGACAUAGUUGGUUCUUAGGUGAAGUUACUAUCUCUAACAACAAAACGGGACAAAAGACGCUGUUUCCUUGUCAUCAGUGGCUGUCAUUGUAUGAACAUGACUGUCAAGUCAGCAGGAAACUGAAACCAGUUGUACAUAAAAAGGCUGAAAGAACUGUUUAUGUGGUGGAAGUGGAAACUGGUGACAAACCCGGUGCAGGAACUGAUGCACAUGUGUUUAUUACUUUAUUUGGUAAAAAUGGAAAAACUCCAAAAACACAGCUGAUCAAUAGGAAUGAAGAUACAUUUGAAAGAAGAAAAAAGGAUGUUUUUAAGAUCAAGAUAACAGAGUUAGGAACUUUAAAGAAGUUGACGGUUGAACAUGACAACUUUGGAUUCUCUGCAGGAUGGUUUUUAAACAAGAUCACAGUUUAUGAUCGCGAGAACCCUGACAAGAAGUAUUACUUUCCAUGUUAUCAAUGGCUGUCAAAGGAUGAAGGCGAUGGCAGAAUCGCACGUGAUUUAACAGCAACGACUGAUUCUACAUCCAGUCCAGAAGGAUUCACAUACCUGGUUCAUACCUACACUGGUGACCGUCGAGGGGCUGGUACCGAUGCAAAUGUAUCUAUUACUAUAUUUGGAGAAGAAGGAGAUUCUGGGGAACACAAGCUAGACAAUGCAAGAAACAACUUUGAACGAGCAAAGAAAGAUACGUUCAAAAUACAAUGCGGUGCAUACCUUGGUGCUCUAAGUAAAGUUCGUAUUGGUCAUGAUAAUAGUGGGUUAGGACCUGGCUGGUUCCUGGAAAAGCUAACCAUAGAAGAUUCAAAAACGGGCCAGAUGUACGACUUCAUCUGUCGGAGAUGGUUUUCGAGAACAGAGGAUGAUGGGAAGAUUUCUCGAGAACUUUUACAUGGAAGUCCAGAAGACAUGGCCAUGGAUACUGGUAUUCCAUAUGAGAUAUCUGUARCUACUGGUGACAAGCGAAACGCUUCAACUGAUGCACGUGUGUAUGUAAUAAUGCACGGUGGAGAAGACGGGUCAGAAAACAGUGGAAAAAUAUGGUUAGACAACGGCAAGAAAGAUAACUUUAAGCGUGGACGGACAGACAAUUUUCACUUGGAGACUUCAGCCAUGUUAAGUCCACUUCAUCACUUAACAAUUGGUCACGAUAAUUCUGGACUAGGUGCUGGCUUCUACUGUGAAAAGGUUGUCGUCGACUGCCCCAGUAGUGGUCAUCAACAAGUUUUCCUGUGUCAAAAAUGGUUGGCGGAUGAUGAAGAUGAUGGGUUAAUAGAACGAGAUCUUUAUGAAAGUGAGGACAUGAGAAUCAAGAGAAGUCGAAAACACGUCUGGAAUGUCUGGGUUUGGACGAGUGAUGUUCGUGGGGCGGGGACAGAUGCAAAUGUCUACACURCCAUAUAUGGCAACAAAGGCAAAAGUGACGAGAUUCGAUUGGGUAACCGCACUGACAACUUUGAAGAAGGACAACUAGAUAAGUUUAAAGUUGAGCUGCCUGACAUUGGUAUACCAUAUAAACUAAGAAUACGUCAUGAUGACUCCAAUGCAUUUCCUGGCUGGCACCUGGAAAAGAUUCAAAUCCAAGAGGCUAAAAGCGGAGCUAAAUAUUCAUUCAAGUGUAAUCGAUGGCUGGCAAAAGAUGAAGAUGACAAUCAAAUCAUACGAGAACUACCAGCUAUUGGGAGUGAUACAGAAACUUUACCAGUGCUGAAGUAUCGUGUAUUCGUUCAUACGGGUGAUAAACGAGGUGCUGGUACAGAUGCUAAUGUAUUCAUCAAUAUAUUUGGUGAAAUGGGCGACACAGGCGAAAGACUACUUGAGAAAUCCAUCGACAAUACGAACAAGUUUGAAAGAAAUCAGACUGACGAGUUUGAGAUUGAAGCAGUGUGCCUGAAAGAUUUAAAGAAGGUCCGCAUUGGCCAUGACGGUAAAGGGGCAGGAUCAGCGUGGUACUUAAACAAGGUAGUCAUAAAAGACCCUGAAGAUAAUACCAAGGUGUUUCAAUUUCCUUGUGAAAGAUGGCUCGCAAAAGACGAAGAUGAUGGUCAGACAACUAGAGAACUGCUUUGUGGCGAAGCUAGUCUGUUAAACACUACGUCAUAUUUCAUAUCCGUUCGUACGGGAGAUGUGAUUGGUGCAGGCACCGAUGCUAAUGUCUACGUGCUCAUCAAGGGAGAUGAAGGCGACACUGGAAUAUUGAAGCUACGGCGAGCAAAUAACACGAAAAACAAGUUUGAAAGAGGAAGGACCGAUCAGUUUACUUUGGAAGCUGUAGAUAUUGGCAAGGUAGAGUCUUUGCGAAUAGGUCAUGAUAACAAAGGUGGUGGAGCAGCAUGGUUCUUAGAGGAUGUCACUAUAGAUGUGCCAUCACGUGGUGAACGAGCUGUUUUUCCUUGUCACCGAUGGCUGGCGCUUAAGGAAGACGAUGGCAAACUUGAAAGAGAACUCUAUCCUCAGUUCCAAGAUAUUAGCUCAAAGAUCCCGUAUGAAGUGGUCGUGUAUACGGGUGAUGUUCGAGGUGCGGGAACCAAUGCUAAUGUGGCUUUGGUUUUGUAUGGUGAGAACGGAAAAUCUGAAGAAUUCAGUUUACGAAACAAGUCAGACAACUUCGAGAGAGGUCGCAUAGAUAAAUUCAAGGUUGAAAGUGACGACAUUGGUCCCCUGACCAAGAUAAGAAUAGGACACGACAAUACCAAAAUGGGCUCUGCUUGGUUUCUUGACAAGGUCGAAAUACGAAGGCUGAAGAAUGAAGACGAAUCCAAACAAAGAUCUAAUAGAGAUAAGGAUCAAAGUCAGUAUGAUUACUUGUUUGUGUGCAAUCGCUGGCUGGCAAAAGAUGAAGAUGAUGGGCAGACGGUACGAGAACUUGUACCAAUGGACGACACUGGAACCAAACCACGCAGCAGCUCACUGGCUGAAAACGGCUAUCGUAUUCAUGUGCACACUGGUGAUGUACUUAACGCGGGAACCAACUCCAACGUCUUUAUCACUCUGUAUGGUGAACUUGGUGAUUCAGGGGAGAGAAAACUAGAUAAAUCAGAGACGCACUUGGACAAGUUUGAAAGAAACAAUGAGGACAUCUUUACACUAGUUUGUGUCAAUCUUGGUCCAUUAACAAAAGCUAAAGUACGAACAGACAACAGUGGUCUAAAACCAGCAUGGAACCUCGACCGAAUAGAAGUUGAUGACAAACUAGCAGAUAAAACCACUGCAUUCCCGUGUGGUAGAUGGCUGGCAACAAGUGAAGAUGAUGGCCAGAUAUGUAGAGAACUGGUAGCAGUUGAUAAUGAAAGCUUUCGCCUUGAACGACAGCGAUCAAUGAAACGUAAAUCAGGAUUGGGAAGAAAGACAAGUCAGGUUUCUCUAGUUGAUGGCGUUGAGCUCGAAAACAAAGCACGCAUUAAUACCUACAAGGUAACCGUGGAAACGGGUGACAUUCAAGGUGCAGGAACUGAUGCUAAUGUGUAUAUAGUCAUGUAUGGUGAAGAUGGUGAUACAGGCAAAAUUCCUUUGAAAACCUCGCAGACCAAUAAGAACAAGUUUGAAAGAAACCAAAGUGAUGUUUUUCAAAUAGACGCUAAAAUAGGGGAAGUCAAGAAAAUAAGGAUUGGUCAUGACAAUAAAGGAGGAUUCGCUGGAUGGUUCCUGGAUAAGGUUACGAUUGAUGUUCCAUCGCUUGGUCAGAACGUCGUGUUUCCUUGUGGACGAUGGUUGGACAAAGACAAGGAUGACGGGCAGAUAGAAAGAGAAUUGAGCAUCGCUGGAUCUACGGCUCAGAUAUACAGACCACAUGUUCCCUACGAGAUCACCGUGUACACCAGUGAUAUAACAGGCGCAGGCACAAGUGCUAAUGUCUUCAUAGUUCUAUACGGUAUCGAGUGCUCCACCAAGGAAGUUGUUCUUGCAGACACGAGCAAGAAAAAGAAAGGCACUUUUAACAAAGGAUCCGUCGAUCAAUUUGUUAAGGAGCUUGAAGAUGUUGGUACUGUAAUUGAGAAAAUUCGCAUCGGUCAUGACAAUAAAGGUUUUACUCCAGGAUGGCACCUUGAUAAAGUACAAAUACGACGACUCUGCGAUGAUGAUGGUAGCUCUACUACACAUACGUUCCCCUGCAAUCGCUGGCUCGCCAAAGAUGAGGAUGAUGGUAGUCUAGUUCGUGAGUUGGUGCCGGAGAAAGUCAUAGAAGAGACUGUACGUGAAGAUGGUCAAACAGAAACAAAGGAGUUAGAUCAGUACACGCUUGACGUUCGAAAGUACGAGAUCCAUGUCUUUACUGGUGACAUCAAGAGUGCUGGAACAGAUGCUAAUGUAUUCAUAACCAUAUUUGGCGAAUACGGAGACACAGGAGAGAGGCAACUAAGCAAAUCAUCAACGCAUACUGAUAAGUUUGAAAGAGGGCACGAAGAUAUUUUUGUAAUCGAAGCAGCAGAGUUAGGAAACAUACACAAGAUACGAUUACGUCAUGAUAAUGCCAAUAUCAACGCGUCGUGGUUCGUGGAUCGCGUCGAGAUAAGAGACAUAGAGACAGAUAAACUUUAUCCCUUCAUUAUCGAGAGAUGGCUGUCUAAAAAGAAAGAAGAUCAAAAGAUUGAACGCACGUUUUACCUAAAGGGUUACGAGGGUGACCGGUCAACUCUUGGUGCUACGAGUCUACGGUCUCUAGGUAGAGAUAGCCCUCGUUCGUUAAGCCCACGAUCCUCUCCUCGCAGUAGCCCUCGAAGCUCUAGACUUUCGUUUCGUCAAAGCAACGAAGAUCUUGUUAAAGCCGUUAGAAGUGCUACAGCUGAUGCGGCGUUUGCUCAAGAAUAUGGAAAAACGGAGGAGGAAGCUGCUUCGUCGAGAUCACAGAUCCCUUUCACAAUACGAGUAACCACUGGUGACGAGGCCGAUGCAGGAACAGACGCUAAAGCAUACGUAGUGUUGAUUGGAAACGAAGGUGCAUCGGAUAAGAUUUCCCUCGAGCUGGUUCAAGAAUCCAAGUUUAGCCCUGGUAUAACCGAGACUUUCACUGUAGAAGCAACUGACGUUGGCAAGAUUAGCAAGAUUGAAAUAGGUCAUGAUGGUUAUGGUCCAUCAUCUGGAUGGUAUGUUAAAUACAUUGAAGUUGACGUACCUACCAUGGGGGCUAAGUACUUCUUCCCAUGUAACCGCUGGCUGUCACGUGACAAGGAUGAUGGUAAAACUGCCCGGAUGUUAUCAGCAAGCAGCGAUAAGUUAAUAACAUAUAAACCACAUGUACGAUAUGAAAUGACCGUGUACACAGGAGAUAUCACAUCUGCCGGCACUGAUUCCAACAUUUUCUAUAAUCUCUUCGGUAUCGAGGGAACAACGCCUGAAAUGAAGCUGGAGAAAGAAGAAAGUCGUUUUGAACGCGCAAGCGUGGACAACAUCCCAGUUGAAGUAGAAGACGUGGGGAAACUGGUUAAGAUGAGGAUCCGCAUUGACGGUACUGGUAACAGACCAAGCUGGUUCUUAGAAAAGAUUCUUUUGAGGAAUUCCGAUACAAAUGUCGUGGAUACGUUCGUUUGUAAUCAAUGGCUGUCGAAGGAAGAAGGCAAACUGGAGACAGAAAUACUAUGCGAAGAGGCGACAAAAACUUUAAAGAAAACAACUUACACAAUUAACGUAAAAACAGGCGAUGUGAGUGGUGCUGGCACUGAUGCGAAUGUUUUUAUCAUUCUCUUCGGAGAAAAUGGUGACUGUGGAGAGCAGCCCUUGAAACACUCCGAGACACACAAGGAUAAGUUUGAGAGAAAUCACACAGAUGUCUUUAAACUGAAGAAUGUGUAUUCGUUAGGUCAGUUAACUAAGGUUCGCAUUUGGCACGACAACAAGUUUCUCGGGGCCAGCUGGUUUUUGGAGACAGUUGAAGUGGUGGAUGAAACAACAAACAACACUUAUCAGUUUCCAUGCAAUAAAUGGCUGUCUAAAGAUAAAGAUGACAAGAGUCUAGUACGAGAAAUACCUUGCUCAAGUACAACAACAAACGACAACCACUCAACAACUUAUGAAGUAACCGUGAUUACAGGCGAUAAACAAUACGCAGGAACAACACAGAACGCAUGGCUGGUUCUUGAAGGAAAAAACGGCUCGUCACAAGAAUUCCUCAUCGAAAAUAGCGCAAGUACGAAACUCCUACGGAAAGGACAAACAGACUACUUCAAGUUCAAAUCUAAGCCACUGGGGCCGUUGAACCUUGUUACAGUGGGCCACAUAAGAAAAAGAGGAGGUGAUGCUAAAGUAACUGGAAAAGAAUCAAGGUGGUUCCUUCACGAGAUUAUUGUUCAAAACGAACAAACAGGAAAGUUCGUGUUUCCCUGUCGCCAAUGGCUUCCAUUGAAGGAUAACAGAAAAAAUGCUCUGCGUCUGGAGUGCAAAGAAAGCGAAAAACCUCGCAUUGAUGCAUUAAGAGAUCUUCAGCCAGUACAGUACUCCAUAGAUGUGCACACAGCUGAUGUACCGGGUGCUGGAACCGACGCAAAUGUUCACGUCACUAUAUACGGAUCCAAUGGCGACACAGGACGAAGACCUCUGACCAAAAAGUUUGUUAACUUAUUUGAACGAGGGAAAACAGACAACUUUCAAAUGGAGGCAUUAGAUCUGGGACAACUGACGCGCCUGCGUAUUGAACAUGACAAUAAAGGAUUGAAAGCUGGUUGGAUGUUAUCAAAAAUAGACGUUACGAAUCUCGCAAGUCAAGAGUGUGUGUCCUUUUCUUGUAACCAAUGGCUUGAUAAAAAGAAAGGAGAUGGAAAGAUUUGUAGGGAUCUUUUCCCAGUAGCAACAUAAAAUGUCCUUUACCUCGCAUUUGAUCAUAAGUCAUCAAGUUUACGCGUUAUAAAGAAUUAGAUUGUAAUUAAAUCAACAACUCUAAAAUCGCAAACCGUUUUGAGUUUGGAUAAGGGAAACUUUAUUUAUGGAUAUUUUAAGAAUGAUCUUUUUACCGCGAAAUUUUUGUGGAAAAUGGUAAUAUAAAGAAUUGAAAUAAAUAUAUUUAUUUACAGAACAAACGGUAGACAAACCUACGUAAAGAAAGACCGCACAAGUUUAAACCACUCAUUUCAAUACAUUGUUUAUUAUGAAGGUCCCCAUGGAUUGAGGGCAGGUUCAAUCGAGUCUGAAACAAAAAAUGUUUCGUUAUAAAUUGUUAUAAAUAUACUCGUAUUCUGAUUGGCUAUGGGAAUUUGUUUUGUGAUAGCACACAUCACGCGCGCAAUAACGGCUUCUCUAAUUUGUAAUACAUUAAAAGAAAUAAAAAAACUCAAUCGCU